Molecule: messenger RNA, 596 nt
Organism: Drosophila serrata
Lineage: Eukaryota; Metazoa; Arthropoda; Insecta; Diptera; Drosophilidae
Gene: COX7AL
Product: Cytochrome c oxidase subunit 7A-like
Biological process (GO): regulation of oxidative phosphorylation; mitochondrial respirasome assembly; mitochondrial electron transport, cytochrome c to oxygen
Cellular component (GO): respiratory chain complex IV
Source: RefSeq, a predicted model, not a curated record
UAUUUUUUUUUAACAAAUCUGUAUAUAAACACAAAAAUGUAUGAUGGAUUUCUAAAGAGGAACAUCUGUUUUGUAGCAGGCUUUAUGUUAUACGUACAUAAAUAAUGUUUUGCUGGCUUUUCAGAAGCUCAAAACAUAUUAUUUUUUGGUGUUAAAAAACCACACGUAUACAGAAAUGCAGAGAAAUUGGCUGUCGUUGCGCCCGCUGCUUCGCGGUGUCGGCGCCGAGUUGGGGGUCUUUUACACUCGCCCCCACUUUAUUCGACCCUCGGUGGCAGCUCUUAUGCACGCCGCUGCAGCUCCGAAGAGGCAACCAGGCAAGAUCACACCGAAAAUGGAGAAGUUGAGAAUGAAGUUCCAGGAGAACAACGAUAAACCUAUUUUCCUGAAGGGCGGCGUCAUGGACAACAUCAUUUACAGACUGACGUGGGUGCUGUGUUUCCUUGGAUUGGCCGGGGACUUACACUUAUGGUUUGGCUAUAUCCUCGCUUAAAAUCACAGCAAUCAAACACAUUGUUCUAGUUUAAGCCCCAGUAUUGUUUAUUGUUUGAGAAUACGGCAAUUCAAUUAAAGGAUCUCAUGUGAGAAUAAGCUAA